AUGCUGUUGCCGUUGAAGAUCCAGAAGAUAGGGUUUGAAGCCCGCGAAACUUUCGUCAAGACUUGUGCUGUGAUGAGCAUGGUUGGCUACGUUCUCGGUUUGGGCGAUCGUCAUACCGAAAAUAUCCUCUUCGACUGCACCACAGGUGGCUUGGUUCAUGUGGACUUUAGCUGCGUUUUCAACACCGGCCUCACCUUGCCCUGGCCUGAACUUGUACCCUUUCGUUUGACUCGAAGUCUCGUUCAUGCAAUGGGUCCCACUGGAUACGAGGGUACAUUCCGGCGUUGCGCUGAGGUCACAAUGCGUCUCCUACGCAGAGAAAUUGACCCAUUAAUUGCUGUCUUUAGACCUCUCUACUUCGAUUCACUUGUGGAGAAGAGUUCUGACGCCAGCGCUAAUCCUGAUGUUCGAAAGGGCCGUAAGACAGGACAAAUUGAAUCUGCACCCACGGAGAGCAAAUUAACGAGAGCGGCUAUCGAGAAGCUCUCUGGAAUGGAAGAUCGACUUCGUGGUAAAAUCACAGAACACGACGAGUUCAGUAAACUUCUGCCAAUGUCUGUUGAAGGCCAGGUCGAUGUUCUACUGAAGGAGGCCACUUCAGUCGAUCGACUUUGUCAAAUGUACAAAGGCUGGAUGCCUUUCCUGUAA
Rodentolepis nana is the source of this 648-nucleotide messenger RNA. NCBI's taxonomy places the organism in Eukaryota, Metazoa, Platyhelminthes, Cestoda, Cyclophyllidea, Hymenolepididae. The record is from the annotation of a GenBank genome assembly.